This is a messenger RNA of Caenorhabditis auriculariae, 2705 nucleotides long. NCBI's taxonomy places the organism in Eukaryota, Metazoa, Nematoda, Chromadorea, Rhabditida, Rhabditidae. The record is from the annotation of a GenBank genome assembly.
AUGGACAGCCUGUUCUUUGUUUGGGGUUUUCCCAAUGCUCUGCAAAAGCCAAGGCAGAGGUAACAGCUGUGAGUACUCAGGCUUGUCGGUAAUCAUCGAUUGCAAAAAAUAACCGUCAAAAUAGAUUGUCCCCUAGGCGAGAAUGACUCUACUGUGCCUGAGCAGGCACUGUUGAGAGCGCAGGACCUCCUGAGCAAGCAUUUCUUCCAGUGCUUCGGAUACUCAGCGAAGGUUCAAGUCUGCAGAGUAUAAAGCUGCUGCUAUUCAAGCAGUGCUGGGCCUGCAGUCGUAUGAUCGUCCGUAAUCAGAAAGCCGACCACUUUUGAGACCUUCCUCUUUAUUUUAGCUCGAGUUUAACCAGGCAGAUGGAGUAGUAAUUUUCUUAGACAUGAUGUCAAACUAUAGGCUCAAGCUUUAGGGACACAAAGGCCACAUGUUCCUGGUAAAAUUGCCUCGGCAGUCUCAGUACCCGUCGCGUAUGGAAAAACCCAGACUGCUUAUCUGGCUGUACCGUCGAUAUUUAGAUCUCCGAUCAUGACGGAGAAUCGCUCGAAACGAUUUGGCGUCGACAGAGAACCGCCUGCGGUUAAGAAAUUCCCUGCCUUUUUUCUUCUUGACAAUUUUGAAACUGGAAAGAAGUAACCUUAAAUAUUUUUCUUCGUGCGGCGUAAUAAACCAGCUAGAACUGUAGAAAAACGGCUGAAAUGUAGAAAUCACGUUUUGAGCCAAAAUAACUCCAACAGAAUGUUGUUGGUCGACUGACGGCCUCAUCAUCUUCGGGUAAUCAGCGUCAGAUGAAAACGCGCAGCCGAAGGUAAGAAUCUAACCGCAGGCGUUUCGUCUGCGGUCCCGCUGGUGAAAUCUAUUUCAAGUUUUAUCUAUUCGUGGAAACAAUGCUAACACCUAGUCUCCAGGCUGAAGACCGCAAAUCUGGCAAUUCAAGCGCAAUGUCUGGUCUAGUUGGUAUGGCGAAACGCAAUUCGCAUCGACGAUAUGCCUGAAAUAAGCCUGCGUGUUUGUUGGCAUCGCCGCUGCAAAGAUCGGUCAGGCAUAUGCGUCGGCGACGACCACAAGGAAAUUUUCAUCGAAAUCAAACCGCCAUUUAGCUUUCGAAAAAUGGCUUCUUGUUUAAAGGUUUGAUUCCAGCGACUGCAUUCAAGCGCCCAAAGCGCAAACACUCGGUCUGCGAUUCUCAAAAUGUUGCCUUGAAAAAUUCGUCCUCAGGCUGGCUCGCUGAAUCGUGGCGGCUUUGCGAGCAGAAUCAGGCAUUAUCGUCGAAGCUCCGUAAUCUGUGACUCAGAAUGGACAAUAUGAUCUUUCGUGAUGUUAAACUCGGCAACCUCGACUUUGCUGGCUUAAAAUCACUCAUGGUCCGCUGCGGUUUUCACGGCGACGCGGGUAUCCGCAAUGGCUUUGAGCUGCUCAUUCAAACAUCGGCUCUCUUUCGAUAUCUGCUACGACCGUAUCAUACACGUAGUGACGUGUGGUCUCCCGAUAACCAAAAUAUUCAGUCUUGAUCUCACAAUCAACGACGAGCGAUGAUAUUUCGCAAUAUUUCUUUAACGUGCUGCUCAAUUUUCACCUGCUGCUGUUUCCGGUAAUUAGAAAUCAAACAACCUGUCGCUGUUUGUUUCGAUACUUUGAAGCUCAUGUUCCUUUACGGCACCUAAGUAUUUAGAGGAAUUUCAAUAUAACACUCGGGACUUUGGUUGUUCAAUCAUCGACAGUGAACUUCAUUCAAAUGAGCAACAUUCCGUGAAAACCGACGCCAGGGAAUGAAAAAUGCGCGAAAUAUUGUGAUACAGAAAGGCCGCCAAUCGGCAAACUUUGGUAAGUUCAAAGUAACUUUAUUCAUAACACGAAAAAGAAGGAAUAGUUCGCAUUCUGGCUUUAUUAGUAUGUUUGUUCAUUAUGAUGUUUUGCUGGCCAAGCUCUAUUUUCAGCUAAUGAAAUUUCAUGCCUAAUUCAGUAAACUCUCAAUCAGCCUCACCGCUGGCAGGACAAGCGGUUACGCUGACGACGCUCAGCAAUCCAGCUCAAGUAGAAACGGGUUGCCAUUUGACUUUGGGAACACCCGGCGUCACUGUCAAAUUCGCUGCUCAGAAAGGGUUCGGAAGUUCCCAUGCGCGGUCCCUGUUUGAUCAACCGCAUGACCUCGCGGACUCCUGAAGCUGCGCACAAACUGCUGGUCCCUCUACUUCGGGCUGGCGGUCGUUCAAGCGAUGUAUCGUUCGAGUUUGACUGUGAGGUUGACCUCUGCACUGUCGUCAGCACGAGAGAAACGCCCUGUCCAAGCGCCUGAAGAUAUUUCGACAUCCUCAUUUUUCGAAGAUGCGCAAAGAGAUAUGCAGGCCCGAGUUAUCUCGAUGGCAAUCGAAGUUUCCAACAGGCGCGGUAUUCCCCGUCGUGGCGUUAGAAUGCUGCUCCAGCAAUCAAUCGACAAUAAGUUUGCCCAGCGAACUUUCGACACGAUAUGCCGAUUAGGCGGGCAGCAAUGGUAAAGCGAAGUCAAAUGGUAAUAAUAACUCGCUGGACAAACUCAGAAGUAAAAAUGACUCUCUGUUCUCCAUCACAUGGUGAAGACCAUCUGCUUUGCCCAAGGCCACUGUUUGUAAAGUCGAAAAUAAUUAUAUUUCAGGUGCCAGGCUGCUGACGGCUGUCAAGUCAACAACCCGCCGGGCAAUGUCAGCCAUUCGCCAGUUUAG